This is a messenger RNA of Suillus fuscotomentosus, 405 nucleotides long. RefSeq lists its product as uncharacterized. The transcript has 4 exons. Lineage: Eukaryota; Fungi; Basidiomycota; Agaricomycetes; Boletales; Suillaceae. The coding region runs from base 1 to 405 and encodes 134 amino acids. The record is from RefSeq and is a predicted model, not a curated record.
AUGCGCGGAAAUGCGAAGCGCGAGAAAGCGCAGGUAUUAAGUAGCGUGCCUAAGCGCGGUCAUGCGGAGCCGAAGCGCUACCGAGGAGCUUGGUGGACAGUGGAUGGAUGCUUCUGGAUGGCUGGCGCUAUAGGGCGCGCAAGCGCGGGAACGCGCGCGCGCGUAUACAUCGCAAAGCGCGGGAAUGAUGCGCGCAUGGCGCGCAUUGCGCGGGAAAGCUGCGCCUCAUAUAGGAAUCGCUGUGGACAGUACACAGAGUGGUGCUGCGAGUUGGUGCUGUAUACUCCCUGGUGGAAACUGCCAUAUCACGCCAUGAGAGGCAUGAUUCUCUACACCGGUUGUUCUUUAAAGACUAGCAGCAUGCACAUAGCACGGGUGGAGUGCUGCCAGAGACGGUUCAAAUGA